AUGGACAUCGAAAAGAAAGAAGAACAACCACUUAGAUCCACCACCGUCUCCAUCUCCGGCGACCACAACCCUAAACUCAAACGCCGGAGAUGCAUCACCAUCUGCUCAAUAAUAACCGGAGUAAUCCUCAUCAUCGCAUUAAUACUACUCAUCUUAUCCUUAACCGUCUUCAAAGCCAAAAAACCGGUCAUGACACUGAAUUCAGUGGAGCUAGAGGACUUGGACGUAAAAAUAACUCCAUUACCACUUCAAAUUUCCUUAAACCUUUCAGUCGCUUUAGACCUGACAAUUAAGAAUCCUAACAAAGUCAGUGUGACGUACCAGCCCAGCUCGGCUAUUCUCCGGUACAAAGGAAGAGAUAUCGGUGAUGUUCCUGUACCGGCGGGGAAAAUUGGAGCGGAUGAUAGCGAGCGGUUGAAUCUGACGCUUGUUAUUUUUAUUGAUCGGUUGGUUACGGAUUCUGAGAUGUAUAGAGAUGUUCUUGGAGGUAAUUUGCAGAUUUCGACUUAUACAAGGGUGAAAGCUAAAGUUCGUGUGGUGUUUUUUAAUGUUCAUGUUACAUCUGCGUCGACUUGUGACGUGAAUGUUGAUAUUGCAAGUAGAAGUGUUUCGAAUCAGACUUGUCAUUACAAGAAUAAUCUAGGCUGA
Helianthus annuus (common sunflower) is the source of this 648-nucleotide messenger RNA. RefSeq lists its product as uncharacterized. Gene Ontology annotation, cellular component: plasma membrane. Lineage: Eukaryota; Viridiplantae; Streptophyta; Magnoliopsida; Asterales; Asteraceae. The transcript has a single exon. The record is from RefSeq and is a predicted model, not a curated record. The coding region runs from base 1 to 648 and encodes 215 amino acids.